This is a messenger RNA of Triplophysa rosa, 3205 nucleotides long. Its product is annotated as protocadherin beta-16-like. The record is from RefSeq and is a predicted model, not a curated record. Lineage: Eukaryota; Metazoa; Chordata; Actinopteri; Cypriniformes; Nemacheilidae. Bases 413 to 2917 code for a protein of 834 amino acids. Gene Ontology annotation, cellular component: plasma membrane. Gene Ontology annotation, molecular function: calcium ion binding. The transcript has a single exon. Gene Ontology annotation, biological process: homophilic cell-cell adhesion.
UGUUAGACAGAGCAUAACAUUAUCCCUAAUGCCCUUUCAGUUUCUCAUUUUAUAUAACAUGCCCAAGGAAAUCUGAGCUAACUUCAUAACCAUUUAAUUAAUUGAGAUGGGUUUUUACAGCAAUUUUCAUUUGUAGAUUUCACUGCAGUAGAUUUCAGGGACUAUAUUAUUUUUAAUCUUUACAGAAUGCUACAAACGUUAAAGCAUUUGUAGUUAAUCUAACUGAACUCACAGUGCCGCUGUUGGUCAGGGUUUCAGAUUUUAGAGAGCAUAUUUGCAGCAGUUCCACCCCCAUCAUGCCCAUAAUAUAAGAGAGACGAAAGCUGAGCACAGUCUAAAGAGGACAGAGAACAAACAAAGAACCCUUUUUGUUUCGUUUUUUCCUUGAAAUAAUCGUUUUUUUAUCAAGUGGAUGUAUGGUAUUAUUUUGACAUUAUUGACUGAUAUUCCAUGGAUUAAACCGCUUUUUUCUUCUUGUAUCGAGGAAAUGUCAGACAGGACAAUGGCGCGGCAAGUACUGCUGUUUAUUUGGUUUCUCCCUCUCAGUUCAGUUCUCGGGCAGGUCAGUUACUCCAUUCCUGAAGAAAUGUCGAAAGGUUCUUUAGUUGGUAACAUAGCGCAGGAUUUGGGUUUAGAUUUAAAGAGACUGAAAUCUGGUAAAGCUCGUGUUUAUACAGGAGACAGCGCUGAAUACAUCGAGCUGAAUAAAGACAGAGGAGUCCUCCUUAUCAAAGAGAGAAUAGACCGAGAGGCGCUAUGCGGACAGACAACGCCUUGCGCACUACAUUUACAGAUUAUUUUGGAAAAUCCGAUGCAAUUGUAUCGCGUUACAGUGGAGAUAACAGACAUAAAUGACAAUGCACCGAUGUUCAGUGAGAAUGAGAUGAGAUUUGAAAUGAACGAAAUGUCUUUAGCGGGUGCCCGGUUUAUUUUAGAAAGAGCUGUUGACCGUGACGUGGGUCGAAAUGGUCUGCACAGUUAUUCUCUCCAGCCUGCAGAUAAUUUUGCUUUAAAGUUUCAAAAUCUUCCUGAUGCAAAUAAAGCCGUUGAAAUGAUUCUUGAAAAACCUCUAGAUCGUGAAAAGCAUGACCAUAUAUCUUUACUUUUAACAGCCUUCGACGGAGGCGAGCCUCGGAUGUCUGGCACAAUGCAGAUACAUAUUACUGUUUUAGAUGCUAAUGAUAACGCCCCUGUUUGCUCACAAUCCGUGUACAAAACCAGCAUAGCGGAGAAUUCCCCUAAAGGCACGGUUUUAACAACAGUAAGUGCUUCCGAUAAAGACCAGGGAUUAAACGGUCGAAUAUCAUUCUCUAUUGCGAGUAAAGCAGACAAGGAAGCCAAGACUUUUGAAAUAGAUCCUGAUUUUGGUGUUGUGAAACUUAUUGGAGGAAUAGACUACGAAAAAAAUAAGUAUUACCAAAUUGAUGUUCACGCACGUGAUGGCGGUGGUCAUACGGAUUCAUGUAAGGUCAUUGUUGACAUAACUGAUGUAAACGACAACAGUCCGUCUAUUAAUAUAAUUUCAAAAUCAAAUCACAUAUCAGAGGAUUCAAAAUCUGGCACUGUUAUCGCAAUAUUAAACAUACAAGACGUAGACUCAAAUGAAAAUGGAAAAGUGAAUUGUCACUUGAAUGGAGAUGUUCCCUUCGUUAUUCAGUCUUCGCCCGAUGGGUUUUACAGUCUAAUGACAGAUAACGUUUUGGAUCGAGAAAGAGAGUCCCAGUAUAAUAUCAGUGUGACAUGUGCUGAUGAGGGCGUGCCCUCUCUCUCCAGCAGCAUCACUCUCUCCUUACAAUUAUCAGAUGUGAAUGAUAACGCGCCUGUCUUUGAGAGGAGCUCUUAUGAGGCAUCUGUCAAAGAAAACAACACACCGGGUCUUUCCAUUUUUACAGUCAGAGCCAGAGAUGCAGAUUUUAACCAGAAUGCUCGUGUGUCUUACAUACUGGAGGACUCCUCUGUUAACGGAGUGCCCGUCUCCUCGUUAGUGUCUGUCAGUGCUGAUAAUGGAGUCAUACACGCAGUGCGAUCUUUCGAUUAUGAGCAGAUUAAAUAUUUUCAGUUCCGCGUAAAAGCGCAAGACGGAGGCUCACCUCCUCUGAGCAGCAACGUGAGUGUUAAAAUAAUAAUUCAGGAUAAGAAUGACAACGCACCUCAGGUUCUGUAUCCGGUCCAGUCUGGUGGUUCUGUGGUGGCUGAAAUAGUGCCUCGUUCGGCAGAUGUGGGUUAUCUGGUCACUAAAGUGGUCGCUGUUGAUGUGGACUCUGGACAGAAUGCCUGGCUCUCAUAUAAACUGCAGAAAGCCACAGACAGGGCGCUGUUUGAAGUGGGUUUACAGAAUGGAGAAAUAAGAACUGUGCGCCAGGUGACAGAUAAAGAUGCUGUGAAACAAAGACUCGCUGUUGUAGUGGAGGACAACGGACAGCCCUCUCGUUCAGCUACAGUCAAUGUUAACGUGGCGCUGGCGGACAGCUUCCCUGAAGUGCUCUCGGAGUUCACUGACUUUACGCACGACAAGGAAUACAACGACAACCUGACUUUUUAUCUAGUCUUGGCUCUGGCUGUGGUUUCGUUUCUCUUUAUCGUGUCUAUCAUCGCCAUACUGUCAGUCAAGUGCUACAGAUGGAGACGCGAGCGGAUGUUUUACAAAUCUGGAGCGAAUCUUCCAGUUAUUCCGUAUUAUCCGCCCCUUUACGCAGACGUGGGGGGCACAGGAACUUUACAGCACGUGUACAAUUAUGAUGUUUGCAGAACCACUGACUCCAGAAAGAGUGAUCUGAAAUACGUCAGACCUUGCAGUGAGAGCAUCAUUAGUCUGGACACCAGUGGAACACAGACACUCACACACGCGAAACUGACAACUGAGAGUCGUGACGACCAGGUGAGAAUUUAUAUUUUAGUACAUUUUUGUCGCAUCUGAAAUUGUUGUUUUUAAUUGUUGGCUGUUGCUCGUGGACUAAAAAAUUGCUCUCCAAAGCUUUGAAAUUCAGUCUGUACAAGAUCGUGCAUAUUCUAAACAUUUCCUGUUUUAAAUGUAGUUCGCAUGGUUACUUUGCUGUAGUAUGGUGGUAGUAGGACAGUAGGCUAAAUCUUGAUUUAUUCUUUUUUUAUUGUUGUUGUUCAGGGACUACGGGCUUCUCUUUAUUUGUUUAAUAUUUUAUUUUAUUUUCAUUUCAGUUUUGAUGUUUUGUUGCAUAAUUUCCACAUG